Messenger RNA from Penicillium macrosclerotiorum, 3147 nucleotides. RefSeq names its product sulfite reductase subunit alpha. Gene Ontology annotation, cellular component: cytosol. The record is from RefSeq and is a predicted model, not a curated record. Gene Ontology annotation, molecular function: oxidoreductase activity, acting on the aldehyde or oxo group of donors; flavin adenine dinucleotide binding; sulfite reductase (NADPH) activity. The coding region runs from base 1 to 3147 and encodes 1048 amino acids. Lineage: Eukaryota; Fungi; Ascomycota; Eurotiomycetes; Eurotiales; Aspergillaceae. The transcript has a single exon.
AUGGGUGAAACUAACCCGGCUCUAUCGACCCUCUCGGGCCCGACAUAUGUCACUGCCCAGACAUUGAUUCAGCAGGUGGCGUACCUAUUGAGUGAUAAGAUCUUCUCCUACUCUCCAGAGUCCUUCGAUCUCGACACUGCUCUUCGUGAAUGGUCCUCAGCUCAGGAGAAGAAUGUCAGCGGCGAAUCUCCUGUGGUCCAGUCUCUCGAGACCCGCCAGGGUGCUGGAAACAUGGCCCUAGGUUAUCUCUUCUCCCAGGACUUUGACUUAAAGAAGCGCCAUGUCCCCCAGGGCAUUGUUGCUUCGUCUGCGACCCUUCCGUAUAUGCGAUCUGCUCUGGAGCAACUCUCUUUGCUCUACUCCGUUGCCAGCCCUGUUGCUGCUCAUGUUGCUGCUGUCGACUAUGCUGGCGAUGAGGGCCUCGUUUCAGACUAUGCUUCGGCUCUUUCUCUGGCUGAAGAUCUCGGUUUUGGUUUGGUUUCGAGCGGUUCUGCCCACGAGUCUCAGCACAUGGCUCUUUUCACCACUCUGAUGGCUUCUGUCCUGCCCUCAAUCCAUAUCUAUGACGGCGUGCGCGUUGGCCGCGAGACAACUCGGGUUAUCGACGUCCUUGACAAGGAUAGCUUGACUCGUACAUAUGAGAGCAUUCGCAAGACUCUUGAUGAGUCUCGCAACCGUCACCUGGAUGCCCAGGGCAAGGUUCUUGAUCUUCUGAAGACCGUCAAUAACGAACUGGGAACCGACUACAGCGCUUUUGAGUACCACGGUCACUCGGAGCCCGUUUCCGUUCUCGUUGUCUUCGGUACUGUCGAGGCUGCUCUGGCUGCUCAGGUUGCUCGUUCCCUCGCCAAGGCUGGUGUUCACAUCGGCGUUGUCAACGUCCGUGUCUACCGUCCCUUCAUCGAGGAGGAGUUCCUGCAUGUGCUGCCCAAGACUGUCAAGACUGUUGGCGUUCUGGGCCAGGUUGCCAGCGAGCAGGCCGUUCAAGAGGAGGGCGUCCACUCCGCCCUGUACGAAGACGUUCUCGCGGCCCUCACCUUCGCUACGGAUCGUGAGCAAGCUCCGGCUUGCGUUGAGAUCAAGUACCCCCGUUCUCAGCGAUGGGACCUGAUAACCACAGCUGCAGCGUUCCAGCGGAUCUUUGAUAAGCCGAUUCUCCCUGUUGACACCGUCACCAAUGAGACCGUGCCGCUCCAACUUCUCGACCCGGCCACUGUCCAAGAGUAUACCUUCUGGGAUGUGGAUAACUCUGCUGCUGAGGAGGCUGCUCAUAACCUUAGCCGGGCCCUUGCUGCCGAUUCAGCCAGCAAUGUGACCACUAGCAAGGUUCACGACAACCUUGUUCAGGGUGGUGCCAUCCGCGUCGACGUCCGCAAGAGCGCCAAGAUUGUGGAUGCCCCGUAUGCGAUCUCGGCCUCCGAUGUCUCUUACGUUGGCAAUGUUGCUCUACUGAAUGAUGUUGACAUUCUUGCAUCCGUCAAGGAUAAUGCUAAAGUUAUUGUCAGCGCCCCAGGUAUCAAGGAUGAAGACCUCGAGAAGAAGCUGCCAGCUGCUUUUCGCCAGCAGGUUUCUCAGCGUGGAAUUUCUCUCUUUGUUAUUGAUGUGUCGGCCGCUGAGGACUCCUCUUUAGAAGGCCUCAUCAUUCAAGCCUCCUUCAUUCGCGUCGCUCUGCCUUCCCAGGAGGGCCUGGCUACUAAGAAACUGUCCUCCUUUGUCGGCAAUGCUGAGGCUCUAGAGAACGUAACAAAGGAUCUUGAGAAAGUUCUUCGUCGGAUCGAGGUUCCCGAGUCUUGGAAGGAACCCGAGGGCGUGAGCGAGGCUACCCAGCUUCCGAAGGAUAUCUCUGUCAACAGCUUUGCUGCCUUUGACAAGAAUGAAGCAGAGCCCGCAACUCUUCUCAAGGACUGGGAGACUGCUGCACGCGGUCUGGCAUUCAAGGAAGCAUUCGGCACCAAGAACGCACUCCGCCCCGACUUGGCUACCAAGACUUUCACUGUCCACGUCAAGGAGAAUCGUCGUCUUACCCCUGUCACCUAUGAUCGUAAUAUUUUCCACAUUGAGUUUGACCUGGGUGACUCUGGCCUCACUUAUGACAUUGGUGAGGCCUUGGGUGUUCACGCCGAGAACGACCCCGAGGAUGUUACCAAGUUCAUCGAAUUCUAUGGUCUGAACCCCGAUGCUAUUGUCGAGGUUCCAAGCCGCGAGGAUCCUGGUGUUCUCGAGAACCGCACCGUGUACCAGGCCUUGAUCCAGAACGUUGACAUCUUCGGUCGCCCGCCGAAGCGUUUUUACGAGGCUCUGUCUGAUUUCGCCACUGACGAGAAAGAGAAGACUGACCUCCGCACCCUUGGUGGUCCUGACGGUGCUACAGAGUUCAAACGUCGUGCGGAGGUCGAUACUGUCACCUUCGCCGAUAUUCUGCUUGAGUACCCCUCUGCUCACCCUGACUUCCACGAGAUUGUUCGCAUCGUGGGUCCUCUAAAGCGCCGCGAGUACUCUAUCGCCUCUUGCCAGAAGGUGACCCCCAACAUCGUUGCCCUGAUGAUUGUCGCCGUUAACUGGACCGGCCCCAACGGUCGCGAUCGCUUCGGUCUUGCCACCCGUUACCUCAGUCGUCUGCAGGUUGGUACUCCGGUCAGCGUCAGCGUCAAAUCCAGUGUUAUGAAACUGCCUCCCAAGUCCACCCAGCCUCUGAUCAUGGCUGGUCUUGGUACCGGUCUUGCUCCUUUCCGCGCCUUUGUCCAGCACCGCGCUCUCGAGAAGGCACAGGGCAAGGAAAUCGGUUCUGUUCUCCUGUAUAUGGGCUCUCGUCACCAGCGCGAGGAGUACUGCUACGGUGAGGAAUGGGAGGCGUACCAGGAGGCUGGCGUUAUCACUCUUCUCGGCGCUGCAUUCUCGCGUGACCAACCUCAGAAGAUAUAUAUCCAGGAUCGCAUGCGCCAGACCCUUCCCGAGAUCAUGCAGGCAUACAUCCGUGAGGAGGGUGCUUUCUACCUGUGUGGUCCCACCUGGCCCGUCCCUGAUGUGACCGCUGUUUUGGAGGAGGCGAUUGCCACCGAGGCCAAGAACAAUGGCAAGAAGGUUGACACCCGCAAAGAAAUCGAGAAGCUUAAGGAUGAGGAGCGCUAUGUGUUGGAGGUGUACUAA